Lycium ferocissimum is the source of this 6129-nucleotide messenger RNA. RefSeq lists its product as uncharacterized. Gene Ontology annotation, biological process: protein phosphorylation. The transcript is spliced from 45 exons. The record is from RefSeq and is a predicted model, not a curated record. The coding region runs from base 76 to 6075 and encodes 1999 amino acids. NCBI's taxonomy places the organism in Eukaryota, Viridiplantae, Streptophyta, Magnoliopsida, Solanales, Solanaceae. Gene Ontology annotation, molecular function: protein kinase activity; protein binding; ATP binding.
GCUGCUUCCCCCUCCGGUCGCCCCUGGUCAAUCUGAGUACGCUGCCAUUAAUAAUAAUAUCUUUGUUUGUCGGAAAUGUAUCAGAGCUUUUAUUCACCCACUUUUCCAAUAGUAAUGUACUACUCUUGUAUCUUAUUCUUCUAUUUAAAGUCAGCUAUUGAGUAUGUCUUCACUAUGUAUAUUCACUUCAACUUUUUGCACGCUAGAGCAUUAUUAAAGAAGAUGUCAUCGUCACCUUUCAGUAUUUCUUCUUUUCUGCUGAUCACCUUCAGCUUUGCCUUAAUUUGCGAAACCGUUGAAGCACAAACAAACGGUCGCAUUUUUCCUCAAGAAGAAAAGAAUGCUCUUAAAGAAAUAGCAGACCAGUUGGGAAAAAAGGACUGGAAUUUUGAUCUUAAUCCUUGUGAUGGCAACACAAAUUGGACUACACCAAGAAUUGACGAUUAUAAGCUUCUGUAUUACAACAAUGUAACCUGCAACUGCUCUACCCCUGAUGGUUUCUGUCAUGUACAAAGCAUAAUACUCAAAGGACAAGAUCUCCCAGGUGUUCUCCCUCCCUCCCUGGUGAAGUUACCUUAUCUCAAGCACAUUGAUCUCUCUCGCAACUAUUUGAGUGGUACUAUUCCCCCUGAAUGGGCAUCUAUCAAACUGGAAUUUAUGUCUUUUAUGUUGAAUCGACUCUCUGGGCCAAUUCCAAAAUACUUGGGAAACAUGACUACACUACUUUAUAUGAGUUUGGAAAGUAACAUGUUUAAUGGAACUGUUCCAAAAGAACUAGGAAGCAUGGUUAAUCUGCAGAAUCUCUAUCUUGGUUUUAAUAAUCUCAUAGGUAAGUUGCCGGUGGAACUCAAUAAACUCACAAAUUUGAUACAACUUAGGUUGAGUGGUAACAACUUCACCGGAAAACUUCCUAGCUUUGAGAGUUUGAAAAACCUUCAGAUAUUACAGAUUCAAGCUUCUGGUUUUGAAGGACCUGUAUCUCCAAAUAUUUCUGUCUUGACUCAAAUGAAAGAAUUAAUCAGCGACUUGACUGGAAGUGCUUCAGAAUUUCCACCGCUCGAGAACAUGACUGGCCUAACUAGAUUAGAUCUAAGCUUCAACAAGCUUGAAGGACAGAUCCCGAAUUUGGAGGGCCUGGAUAAUCUGGAGUUCUUAUUCUAUAAUGCCUAUGUUGCACUAACUCUUAUUUCUUUGUUGAGACGCAUUGGCAAACUUUUAUUUCUAUUUGAAUGUGGUUGGACAACAAAUUUCAAAACAAAUUCCAAACAACUUGGAUUUGCAAAUGGUACUGGGAAAACACUAAUUAUGUCAGAAAGCUUUAUUUACAGCUUGACAGACCUGUCGUACAACAACUUCAGUGAGAGCUCUGAGCCACCUUCUUGUCGGGAAACCCUAAACUUGUUCAGAAGCUAUAACUCAACAAAAAAGCCAGAACUUGGAAAAUGCUUGUCAAGUUGUUCAAAGAAUUGGUCUUCAGUGCACAUAAAUUGUGGUGGAGAGAGUGUGACUAUUGGGAAUACCACUUACGAAGAAGAUAAAUAUUCAGCAGGAUUCUUUUUCUGGAAAGAGAGCUGGGGAGCCAGCAAUACAGGAUAUUUCUCAGAACAUCUCAUGGAUACGAGCGAUUACAAAGUGACUAAUGUAUCUGCCAUUAAGGGAGAUGACUCUGAACUCUACACAACAGCUCGGCUCUCAGCUUCAUCUCUUACUUACUAUGGACGUUGUUUAGUAAAUGGUAACUACACCGUGAAACUGCACUUUGCAGAGAUUGUUAUACGAGAUAACCGAUCUUUCCAGAGUCUCGGAAAACGGAUGUUUGAUGUCUAUAUUCAGGGUGAGAGGAAGCUCAAAGAUUUUGAUAUUCGAACUGCAGCUGAAGGAGUUGAUAAAGCUUUGACAAGAAAGUUCAAUGUAGUUGUAGAAGACGGCAUUCUAGAAGUGCGCUUUCAGUAUGCGGGGAAAGGAAGAUCAGCUCUCUCCAGCAGAGAAAACUGUGGCCCUUUAAUUUCUGCCAUCUCUUUUGAAGCUAAUGCUGUUAAUUAUUCUUUGAGAGGCUACAUCAUGGAUCCCUCGGCUAGUCACAAAAAGAUGGUUUCCAUCAUAGCUGGAGCAGUGGCGUCCUCACUAAUUCUCAUUUUCAUAAUAUGGUUUGUUGCUUGGAGGAGAAGCGGAAAACGGACAUCAAAGGAAGAAGAAUUAAGUGGACUAGAUCUACUGACUAGUGUGUUUACCAUCAGACAAAUCAAAGCUGCCACAAAUAAUUUCGAUGCUGCAAAUAAAAUCGGGGAAGGUGGUUUUGGCUCUGUCUACAAGGGUACACUAUCGGAUGGUACUGUUAUUGCUGUUAAGCAGCUUUCAUCCAAAUCGAAACAAGGGAACCGUGAGUUUGUAAAUGAGAUAGGUAUGAUCUCUGGUUUACAGCACCCAAAUCUUGUCAAACUAUAUGGAUGUUGUGCUGACGGGAAUCAACUGCUACUGGUGUAUGAGUACUUGGAGAACAAUAGCCUCGCCCGUGCUUUAUAUGGUCCAGAAGAACAUCGGCUCAAAAUAGAUUGGCCAACCAGGCAAAAAAUCUGCAUUGGGAUAGCAAAAAGCUUAGCUUUCCUACACGAAGAAUCAUCAUUAAAAGUUGUUCAUAGGGACAUCAAAGCAACAAAUGUUCUUCUUGACAAGAAACUAAACCCAAAGAUCUCUGACUUUGGUCUGGCCAAACUUGAUGAUGAGGAGAACACACAUAUCAGCACUAGAGUUGCUGGAACCAUAGGAUAUAUGGCCCCUGAAUAUGCAUUAUGGGGCUACUUGACCUACAAAGCAGAUGUCUACAGCUUUGGAGUUGUUGCGUUAGAGAUUGCUGCUGGGAAGAACAAUAUGACAUAUCGCCCCAAUGAGAAAUUUGUCUGCCUUCUAGACUGGGCCCUUGAUCCACAAAAGCAAGGAAAAUUGAUGGAACUAGUAGAUGAAACAUUGGGUUCAGAUUUGAACAAGGAUGAGGCUCUAAGGAUGAUAAAUGUAGCUUUGCUAUGUAUCAAUCCAUCUCCAGCACUUAGGCCAGCUAUGUCUGCAGUAGUCAGUAUUCUUGAAGAUCAUAUUGAUCUUCCUGAGUUUAAUAAAGUGGAAUCAAGAAUCUGUGAUGAUGAUGAUGCUUUCAAGUUUCAAGGAUUAAGAGACAAGUACAACGAGAUGAUCCGCUUGAACCAGAAUGCUCUUAAAGAAAUAGCAGACCAGUUGGGAAAAAAAGACUGGGAUUUUGAUUUGAAUCCUUGUGAUGGCAACACAAAUUGGACUACACCAACAGUUGACAAGAAGUCUCCGUAUGUAAAUAAUGUAACCUGCAAUUGCUCUACCUCUGAUGGUUUCUGUCAUGUACAAAUCAUAUUACUCAAAGGACAAGAUCUUGCCGGAGUUCUCCCUCCCUCCCUGGUGAAGUUACCUUAUCUCAAGCAAAUUGAUAUUUCUCGCAACUAUUUGAGUGGUACUAUUCCCCCGGAAUGGGCAUCUACCAAACUGGAAUAUAUGUCUGUUAUGGUGAAUCAACUCUCUGGGCCAAUUCCAAAAUACUUGGGAAAUAUGAAUACACUACUUUAUAUGAGUCUGGAAAAUAACAUGUUUAAUGGCACUGUUCCAAAAGAACUUGGAAACAUGGUUAAUCUGCAGAGUCUCACUCUUAGUUUUAAUAAUCUCACAGGUAAGUUGCCUGUGGAAGUCAAUAAACUCACAAAAUUAACAGAACUUAGACUGAGCGGUAACGACUUCACUGGACUACUUCCUAACUUUGAGAGUUUGAAAAACCUUCAGAAACUAGAGAUUCAAGGGUCUGGUUUUGAAGGACCUGUACCUCCAAGCAUUUCUGUCUUAACUGGAAUGAACGAAUUAAGAAUCAGUGACUUGACUGGAAGUGCUUCCGAAUUUCCGCCGCUUGAGAACAUGACAGGCCUAACUAGAUUGAUGUUGAGGAACUGCAAUAUUUCUGGGAAGAUUCCCUCUUACAUCGCUAAUAUGCCUCAAUUGAAAAUUCUAGAUCUAAGCUUCAACAGGCUUGAAGGGCAGAUCCCGGAUCUGGAGCACCUGGACAAACUGGAGCUCUUGUACCUGACAAGCAAUAGACUUACUGGGCCAAUUCGAGAUUGGAUCAGCAGUAGAAAUUCCAAAUACGUCAUAGAUCUGUCUUACAACAACUUCAAUGAGAGCUCCGAGCCAGCUACUUGUCGGGAAACCCUAAACUUGUUCAAAAGCUAUAACUCAACAAAAAAAACAGAACUUGGAAAAUGUUUGUCAAGUAAUCCUUGUUCAAAGAAUUGGUAUUCGGUGCACAUAAAUUGUGGUGGAAAGAGUGUGACGAUAGGGGACACCACUUAUGAAGCAGAUGAAGACUCAGCAGGUCCCGCAAAAUUCUUUUACUGGAAAGAGAACUGGGGAGCCAGCAAUACGGGUGACUUCUGGAAUCGUCCCGUAGGAAUGAGCAAUUACAAAGUGACUAAUGUGUCUGCCAUUAAGGGAAAUGACUCUGAAGUCUACACAACAGCUCGGCUCUCAGCGUUGUCUCUUACUUACUAUGGACGUUGUUUAGCAGAUGGAAACUACACUGUGACACUGCACUUCGCAGAGAUUGUUAUAAGAGAUAACCGAUCUUUCCAGAGCCUCGGGAAACGGAUGUUUGAUGUCUAUAUUCAGGGUGAGAGGAAGCUUAAAGAUUUUGAUAUUAAAACUGCUGCUGAAGGAGUUGAUAAGCCUUUGCGUAGAAAGUUCAAUGCAGUUGUAGAAGAUGGCAUUCUAGAAGUGCGCUUUCAGUAUGCUGGGAAAGGAACAACAGCUGUCCCCAGCAGAGGAAGCUAUGGCCCUUUAAUUUCUGCCAUCUCUUUUGAAGCUAAUUUCAAGCCCUCUUCAAAUCACAAAAAGUUGGUUCACAUCAUUGCUGGAGCAGUGGCCUGCUCGUUAAUUCUCAUUUUUACAAUACUAUUUGUUGCUUGGAGGAGAAGCAGAAACAGGAUAUCAAAGGAAGAAGAAUUAAGAGGACUAGAUCUACUCACUGGUGUCUUUACCAUCAGACAAAUCAAAGCAGCCACAAACAACUUUGAUGCUACAAAUAAAAUUGGGGAAGGUGGUUUUGGCUCUGUCUACAAGGGUACACUACUAGAUGGUACAGUUAUUGCUGUUAAGCAGCUUUCAUCCAAAUCAAAACAAGGGAACCGCGAGUUUGUAAAUGAGAUAGGUAUGAUCUCUGUUUUACAACACCCAAAUCUUGUCAGACUAUAUGGAUGUUGUGCUGAAGGAAAUCAACUGCUACUGGUGUAUGAGUACUUGGAGAACAAUAGCCUCGCCCGUGCUUUAUUUGGUCCAGAAGAACAUCGGCUCAAAAUAGACUGGCCAACAAGGCAAAAAAUCUGCAUUGGGAUAGCAAAAGGCUUAGCUUUCCUACAUGAAGAAUCGUCAAUAAAAAUUGUUCAUAGGGACAUCAAAGCAACAAAUGUACUACUUGACAAGAAACUAAACCCAAAGAUCUCUGACUUUGGUCUGGCCAAACUUGAUGAUGAGGAUAAAACACAUAUCAGCACUAGAGUUGCUGGAACCAUAGGGUAUAUGGCACCUGAAUAUGCACUAUGGGGCUACUUAACCUACAAAGCAGAUGUUUACAGCUUUGGAGUUGUUGCGUUAGAGCUUGUUGCUGGGAAGAAUAAUAUGACAUAUCGCCCCAAUGAGAAAUUUGUCUGCCUUCUAGAUUGGGCCCUUGUUCUACAAAGGCAAGGAAAAUUGAUGGAACUAGUAGAUGAAACAUUGGGUUCAGAUUUCAAGAAGGACGAGGCUCUAAGGAUGAUAAACGUAGCUCUGCUAUGUACCAAUCCAUCUCCAGCACUUAGGCCAACCAUGUCUGCAGUAGUCAGCAUUCUUGAAGAUCAUAUUGACCUUCCUGAGUUUAACUUGGAAUCGAGAUUCUAUGAUGAUGAUGAUCAUCUCAAGUUUCAAGGGUUAAGAGACAAGUAUGACGAGAUGCUCAGCUUGAGCCAAAGUCAAACACUUACUCAUUCAUCCAAUAUUACUGGACGAGAUUGCUCUUCCACUACCUCUCAAUCGACUUAAAUUCGCAGUCACAUCAAUAUUGUGAAAGAAAGUGUAACAGAUUAUUUUAGGACU